AUCAAGAAGCUGUUUCCUAAUCUUUUCGGCCAGCCCUCCGCCACGCUAGUUCCGACGGGUUCCGCUCCUUCGGAGAUGGCUGGGAGUCUUAAGGUCGGAGUGGUGCUCUCUGGAGGCCAGGCUCCCGGUGGGCACAAUGUCAUCUCUGGGAUCUUUGAUUACUUGCAGGAUCGAGCCAAGGGGAGCACGCUGUACGGAUUCAAGGGAGGUCCAGCAGGGAUCAUGAAAUGCAAAUACAUGGAGCUCACUUCAGAGUACAUCUAUCCUUAUAGAAAUCAGGGUGGAUUUGAUAUGAUCUGCAGUGGAAGGGACAAAAUUGAAACUCCAGAACAGUUUAAGCAAGCUGAAGAGACAGCCUUGAAACUUGAUUUGGAUGGACUUGUUGUGAUUGCUGAUACUUCUACUCGUAGAGAUGAUGAUGCCGUCGACCUUUGAGACCUCGUAGACUGU
Molecule: messenger RNA, 450 nt
Organism: Phoenix dactylifera (date palm)
Lineage: Eukaryota; Viridiplantae; Streptophyta; Magnoliopsida; Arecales; Arecaceae
Source: RefSeq, a predicted model, not a curated record